GCGAUGGGCUCCGCGCUAAGCAGUGACAGCGGCCGAGAAGCCCCGGCUGCCCGGGCCACCCCGUCAGCCCUGCCCGGGAGGAGCGAAGUGGAGUUGCCGAUUACCUCUUUUGAUUGCUCUGUCUGCCUCGAAGUCCUGCAUCAGCCCAUAAGGACCCGCUGUGGCCACGUAUUCUGUCGUUCCUGUAUUUCUACAAGUCUAAGAAACAGUAAGUGGACUUGUCCUUAUUGCCGGGCAUAUCUUCCUUCAGAAGGAGUUCCAGCAACUGAUAUCAUGAAGAAAAUGAAAGCAGUAUACCAGAACUGCACAGAGUGUAACACUCAGGUAUGUCUCAGUGAAAUGAGAGCUCAUAUAAGGACCUGUCAGAAAUAUAUAGAAAAAUAUGGACCUCUUCAAGAACUUGGAGAAAUAACAAGAUGUUCAUGUCCAUUUUGUGAGAGAGAAUUGGAUGAAGAUAGCUUGCUUAACCACUGUCUCACUUAUCACAGAUCAGAAAGAAGGCCAGUGUUCUGUCCGCUUUGUCAUUUUAUACCUAAUGGAGAUUCACGCUAUUCCAGUGACAGUUUGAUCCAGCACCUGCAAAUCAGACACACAAUGUUUUAUGAUGAAUUCAUUGAUUUUAAUUUAUUAGAAGAAACUCUGAUCCGAAGAGUCCUAGACCGGUCACUUUUAGAAUAUAUGAAUCAUUCAAACAGCACCUAAUUCUCCUAGGAGGAGAAAAAAUUUUCCUUGGAUUCAGUAUAUUAAGAUACUGCUUUAACAAUUAAAGGGGUAUCUUUGGCCUUUGAGAAAAGCACAGAUAUAACAAACCUUUAAUGUUUGUAGUGUCUGUUAUUGUGUUUAUCUGGAAAUUUAAAAACCACUAUAUUAUCCCUUUGGUGAUUUAUAUUCAUAGUGUCCUGUUGAGAUUUCCUGAUACUUAGUAGUAAUAAUUAUAUCGGCCAAGAGUUUUAAGAUAGACAGCCAUAUAGGGCAUGUUCAAGGGAGGAAUUGUUCUUGUUGGGAAAUCAGAUGGAUUUUUGCAGGGAUCGUUAAUAAUAAACAACAAGACUGACAGUGAUAACCAUCAGAUUGCUUUAUGUAUUUUUAAAAAUUGAAUAUGAGUUAAGUAUUUAAGAAAAACCUGGAAGUAGCUUCCAUUUCUGAUAUUCUAGGUUCUAAAAAUGCUAUUAUGAAUGCAUAAUUUUAAUGGAAAUGAAAGAGGGGGCUAUUGUGGUAGUUAACAAUAUCCCUUUAAAUUGUAUGCUGUUAAUACUGUAACAAAAUAAAUACUGUAAUAGGAAUGUAUUCUUAAUGCUUUCAUUUUUAAAAAUAUGUAUCUACCAUGAGCAGAAUAUAUUUGAAAGGUUGGUGGUUAAUGUUAAUUAUUGUUUAGGAGAUUUCUAUAAUGUAAAUAAGCUUUAAAAUAUUAUGGCCUGACAUUUUACAUGUAAAGAUAUCUUGUCUGAACAGAAUUUUUUGAUGUAAAGCCCUUACAGGUUGAUUUUCAACUAAAAAGGUGUAUUGAUUUAUGAAGACAAACCAUUCAACUCCUUAGGGUAAGAUUUUAUUCAGCUAUGUUUUAGUAUUUCUAAUGAGAAAUGGUCCUUUCUGCUUAUUUCUUCUUUAUAAGGGCUAUUUAUAGUAUAGAAACUUAAAGAAAGAAGAAAAAUGACUACCAUUUCUUUAGAGGCCUGGUUCCUAUUCUUCCAUCUCCUUUAGAACUUACUACAUAUUUGAAAAUAUUGGAAGGGUAUAUGGGAACUGAGAAGAAUACAAAGAAAAAUAAAACCUGGGUAAUCCAAAAAUCUCAUUUUGGGAAGUUAAUUUUCCUUUACUGAAAAGCCUAGUUGAAUUUUAUAACUUCUGCCUUUCCUUUUAAAUAGAACUCUUAAGAUAAAUUGUAAAAGGAAAAAAAAGGAUUUUGAGUCAUCCAAAACUGGAUAAUUUGUUAGGAAUCUAAUUAGUUUAGGAGAGAACUUAGAGAAGAUGUUCUAGGUUAAAAACCAGACACACACCUUUUUUUCCCCCCCAUGAAAGGAAACACAGAAAAGUAACUUUAACUUGCCUAACUCCUUGUCUUUCUAUUUUGGUUAAUGUUCAGUUAUAGCCAACUCUCCGUGAUUCAUUGGACCAUACUUGUCAUGAGGUUUUCUUGGUAAAAGAAGCAGGAGUGAUAUGGCUUUUCCUUCUUCUUAAAACAAACAGAUUAAGUGAUCUUUCUAUUGAUACCACUCUGCUUGAGAAGGAAAAGACAGUAUUAUCUAGUGUUUAUGUUAAAUAUCUAAAUAUAUACAUCAAGCAGAGUGGCAUCAUUAUAAGAGCAUUGGAUCUAGGAGUAAGAAGACAAAGCCUUGGUAUACCAUCUCUGUGUGUCCUGGGACUAGUCUAUUCUCAAGCUUAAGUAUUCACAUCCAUAAAAUAGGGACAAAUAAUACCUGACCUUCCUACCUCAUACAAUGUUGAAAGAAUCAAAGGAGAGGAUACAUGUGAAGGUAUGCUAUAAAUUAUUAAAGUACUAUACCAAUGUUAAUCAGUCAUUAAACUCAGACUAGUGGAGAGAUCAUCUUCAGAUUUAAUAAAAAUGGUUAAAGUUCAAAUUUUCAAAAAGACAAUCCUGUAAUGUAAACUAUAUAGGAUUGAAUUUAAUUGAUCUGCUACAGGUGACCUCCAACAUCUAAAUUCUGCUUCAGAUCUCCUUUCAUCAUUCUUUUACACUGAUCUCAAAUCAAGAACUACUUAUUAAUGAGCCUUCUGUGUUAUAUGUUUCUGAUUUAGCAGAGUCCAAAUUCCUAGAGUUUUAUUCCAGACUUAUCUUAAACAUGCAAUUUGUUGAGUGAGUAUUAAAGUGACUUAGUCAUCUGAGAUGAGAAUGAUGGGAACAACAAAGGAAAAAAUGUUAUUAACUUCUAAAAUAGUGUUUCUCUGGUAAUUCAGUACUCCUAGCUGCCCAGUGGACAACCUAGAAAAUAAAAUUACCUAUCUUUAUUCAAGAGUCAAAUUAACCCACCCCUAUGGAAAAACCUAAGCUAGGAUGUAUAUUCUAUGAGGAUAUGUCAGCCUGAUUAUGUCACACCAGAUUGUGGGUUGGAGAUAGAGGUAGAGUAUUAAUGAAUGAUAGAAACAGGUCUAGAAUUUCAGCUUCCCGCACCUAUAGAGUCACACUGCUCUGAUGUCAAUGAUAAAACUUACCAUCAUAGAUUCAUGAGGCAAGGAAGCUUAUUAUUGAGUUUAUGAAAGGUGAUAACAAUGUGAUUUGUGGCCAGAAGGACAGAGGUGCUAAAAUGUCUUAAAGAGACUCACUCUUGUUUCAUUCCUCAAUAACAAAAACUGUAAUUAUCAGAUUUUUAAAAUUAACAAUUACUGAUUUUCUUUUGUAAAGAUGUCUUAUGAGAAACAAAGGAUGGCAGGACCAUUGCUUUUGUUUAAAAUAUGUAUCUAUUCAUAAAUGCUGACCUUCAAUAAAUGGUCUUCCUAAAUCUAA
This is a messenger RNA of Gracilinanus agilis (Agile Gracile Mouse Opossum), 3463 nucleotides long. RefSeq names its product ring finger protein 125 (gene RNF125). The record is from RefSeq and is a predicted model, not a curated record. Gene Ontology annotation, biological process: ubiquitin-dependent protein catabolic process; protein polyubiquitination. The transcript has 6 exons. Lineage: Eukaryota; Metazoa; Chordata; Mammalia; Didelphimorphia; Didelphidae. Gene Ontology annotation, molecular function: ubiquitin protein ligase activity. The coding region runs from base 4 to 702 and encodes 232 amino acids.